Molecule: messenger RNA, 1182 nt
Organism: Prosopis cineraria
Lineage: Eukaryota; Viridiplantae; Streptophyta; Magnoliopsida; Fabales; Fabaceae
Product: putative F-box protein At5g62660
Exons: 1
Coding region: 1-1182 (393 amino acids)
Molecular function (GO): protein binding
Source: RefSeq, a predicted model, not a curated record
AUGGCGAUGAAAGAUAAAAUAGCCUCUCUUCCCCAAGAUAUCAUCAUUGACAUUCUCAAGAGACUCCCUGUAAAAUCUCUGCUCCGAUUUCAAUGUGUAUGCAAAGAUUGGAAAAAUCUAUUCAAGACUCAGUUUUUCAUCAAAGAACACCUCCGCCACUCCACCCACCAUCCAAACCCUCCUCUCGUGCUUCAAUGGAGACCUAACCAAUAUCCUCGACGACUUGGCCGAAACGAAUCUCUCUCCAAUGAUCUGUAUCGCUUUGGUUUGCUGGAUCAUGAUUUGCAAUUGCAAACCCUUCAAGUUCAUCAAAAGGCACCUUUCCUUGAUUCCUGUACAUAUGCUCGGAUCCUUGAUUCCAGCAAUGGCUUGUUUUGUGUUGAAAUCUACGGGUGUGAUUUAUUCCCCCGUUGCUUUUUAUUGUGGAAUCCAGCUAUUAGAGAGUUCAAACAGGUGAACACAAUCAAACCGCUGGACACAACUAGUCAUUACUGUAUAGGAUUUGGGUUCAAUCCAUUACUUAAUGAUUACAAGAUAGUGAUAAUUUAUGUGAAAUAUGAUGUGGUGAAUCGUGUGCAAGUAUAUUCGUUAUGCUCAGGGUCAUGGAAAGAAAUAGAGUUUGGAAAUUUAGAGGGGAUAAUGCGUGGUUCUAAUGCAAUUAGUGUCAAUGGAGCUCUAUAUUGGAUGUGGUAUAAGAUGGAUGUAGAAAAUCAUGAUGGUUAUGAUCCUACAUUGAUAGUUUCGUUUGAUAUUGAAACGGAAGUAUUUACAUUUAUACCAAUACCUCUUUCAGGAUUUAAUAACAAUUAUGAACUCUCUCUGUUUGACAACAAACUUGCCCUGCUUUGUGAUUGUAUGACUACACAAUACUGUGUUGAAUUGUGGGUGCUGGAGGAGGGUGCGAGUGCAUCUAGGGAGAAAUGGAAUUGGACUAAGAAGUAUACUGGUUGCCCCUAUUCAUGCAACUUAUAUCCAAUGGCUAUUUGGAAGAAUGAAAUCGUCUUCAGACCUCGAAGGAUUGAAUACCCGAUUAAAACAAUAACUAGUAUAUAUUUGUUCAAUCUCACUACCAAUGAGCUUAGGGAGUUUCCUAUCCCUAAAUAUUAUGAUCUCUGUCGUAUUUUCAAUCAUGUCGAAAGUCUUAUAUCGAUUGAGAACCUUCAUAUUGAAGGUAGUUUGUAA